Molecule: messenger RNA, 2070 nt
Organism: Rhodofomes roseus
Lineage: Eukaryota; Fungi; Basidiomycota; Agaricomycetes; Polyporales; Fomitopsidaceae
Exons: 10
Coding region: 1-2070 (689 amino acids)
Source: RefSeq, a predicted model, not a curated record
AUGGACAGACAUAUGACCCGAUCCGCUGCCUCAAAACAAGCAGAGAAUCCUGCAGGCCAGCGAAGCACAGCCUUGAAGGGUACUAAGGACAAGCAGAAAGUGGUAAAGGCGGCUGCAACAUCGUCCGCUGCAGCUAAGAAGAAAAGUCAGAAAGCUCAGGAGAAGCAGAGGGAGAAGGAGGAACGAACGGAUAAGAUACGCAAGAGAAAAUCAAAGAUGAUGGAGGAAGAUGAAGCAUCGCAUGAUGAAGAGGACGUAAGGCCCCAGAAGAAGAAGUCGCGCUCGCGCAACGACAACGCACAGGAGGAGGACGAGCCUGCCAAUGACACGGUGCAAGGCAACAAGGUAGCUGAUGUGGUGAUGCAAGACCAGACGGCUGACAGCGAGGGCAAGCAGCCCAAGAAGCCACAACCUAUGCCAAAGCGGAAGUACGGCCAACAUGCAAAACCUGCACCUACGCUAGACGCGGACGAGGAGGACCUGGCACGAACAUUGGUGACGUUCACGAAGAAGCAGGACAAGGGUAAGAAUCGCGCCAACAACUCGGAUGACGAGCGUAGCAAAUCCCCGGCCGCCAGCGACGAUAGUCGCAAGAAUUCUGACAAGGCCAAGCGCAUGGCUGCAGGCCCACAUGACAAACCAUCCGAUGACUCAGAUCAGGACGACAGCAGCAAGGAUGAUGAUCAAGAGGAAGGAGAGGCGUAUGAAGACGACAGAGAUGAGGAGGAUGAAGAGGAGACAGACCACGCAGAAGAGGGACAGAGCGACGACGAUGGGAUGAUCGUCUUGUCUGACUCCAGGCGCAAGGGCAAGGGUGCUCGUCCCAAGGCGUAUCACACCGGUGGGGCCAAGGGCGCGCGCCUCAGGGUGUCAGACUUGCCAACAUGGCUUGUUCCACUUUUCCAUGCAGCACAAGAUGCGCUGCGCCUCCGCACCGCUCUGAAGUCCGCCUGGACGAAGGAGCCGUCAGUCGUCUCCAAGCGGCUGCCCAGCGUGGAUGAUCUCAUCAAGGCGAGCGUUCAAGAUGCAUAUGAGAAAGGCGACAAGAAGGUGCGGGAUUCCUGGAGGAUGUUGCAGGAUCGGAAGGGCAAGGACAACAGCCAGAGAGAGCGUCAUAGGCAGGACAUGCACAAACUGAUUGUGCGCGCGUUAUCUCAAACUCGAAACGAGCUCAAGGGGAAGGCGUCCCAGGUGAUCCAGAAGGCUUACGACCUGAGCCCUCACCUAUACUCUCUUGAUGACAGGAGGCCAAUUGCGUUGUGGCUGAUCGGCAAGGUCAGCGUGAAGAUGGGCGAUCGAACGGCUUUGCUUCCUCGUUUCAUCUUCGGGGAGAUAGAACACAACCUUGGGAAGGAACAGGGCUCGUCCGUGGAGAAGAGUGAAGCACUGAUCAUGAAUUACAUCAUGAGCAAGUACAACCGCUUGCUACCUUUCAGGCACCCGGCAAUCCAAGAGCUGAUCUACCUGUACUGGGGGCCCGCCAAACGUGAGGGUGCGUGCAUCAAGGCGGCGAUGGUAGACUUCAAGAAGGUGCCUCUGAACCUCAUCGCACUAGUGUGCACCGCCAUAGAGGGAGCAUUGGCUGACGUCGCCGCACAGGUGGAAGAAGACAACGAAGUGAACCUGAAAUUUGCGAACUCGGUCUACGCCAAGAAAUGGGACAGCCUGAUGAGUGCACUGGAGUACAUGAAUAACAAGCCGUACCUUCAGGAGACGCAGUCACUAAUCUGGUCGUAUAUAAGGUCGAAGAUGCAAGGGGACGAGGAUGGUGAUAUGGACGCUGUGGAGGAGAACCAGGAGGAGGAAGAAGACGGGGAACGUGUGGGCGGUGCGGCUAUCGACCUCGACCAGCUGAACGUCACCUUGCCAGCCGUGGCAUCAGGCAGCAAGGCAAAGACUCCUGCGGCGUCCAAGACUGCAGCUGGAUCAUCGAAGGAUGCAGCGAACGCAGAGAGUGGACCGUCACGUCCGUCGCGAUCGAAGUCCGGCGCGAAGAAGGCCCAGGAGAGUUCGGGGGAGCAAACUUCCAGCAGCGAGCGUGAGGUCGAUGAACUCAGCAAUGAGUGGUAA